GACAGUUUGAAAUUCAAACCAAUGAUUGUUGGCAAGAAAAAGUGAACAACAUCGUUAUUUUUUCAGCCGUAUAUACAAAACGAAACUGUUGCACUCCGUUGUUCUCAAGUUUUUGUUGUUUAAAUGAUUUCCUUUGCUCGCGUGAUUCCUGAACGAUGAACAAGACUGUGUUUUUCAAGCGUACUCUAUCGAAUGCGGCAAACGUUAGCUCCUCUGAAGAGCAGUUAGAUGCAGCAAUUUUCUACUGUCUCAAUGCCCUCAGCAAACGUUAUUCCCCAUCGGAUCAGUUUCGAGCGGUUUUCGUUAAGGGUAUGUUUCUGAAGCCGAACACGAAGGCCUUCAUCCAUGUGCUGCACUUUCUGUUUAAUAUAUACGAUGCGAAGGAAUUUCGGAAGCGAUUCUACUGGCCAAUCUUCGAUAAGAAUGCGGAGAGUGCUUUCCGUAGCUCUACCGUUGAGUACGUGAACAGUCUGGUUGAUCGAGGCAAGCUCGAAAUGGAGAAGAUUAAGGCCCACACAGUUGUGCUUCCAGGCGGGGCCAAAUUUAUGAAGUUUCUGCUGGUGUUGAUCAAAUUUGUGCUCAGCGAAGACCUGCGGAAGGCUGGUGGCGGAACAGGAGCGAAGGUAAUUACCAAGGGUGAUGUGGAAAAAGUAGUAGCGCACCACCAAGAGUGGGAAGAUAUAGGAACGAAAAUGAGACAAAUCGUUCAAAAAGACUUGGAAAUUAUUCAGAGUAGAAUUCAAACGAUCGAUGAACGGCUCGAGGAGUUGUUUGCGAAUAGCCAAGGUCCGGCCACACUCAUGAGCACCGAAAAGCUAAUGCAGCUGUGGGGAACUAUCAAUAGGAAACAUUUUGAGGAAAGUGAGGACAAACAGCGGAAAAUAAAAAAGAUUGCGGAGGAAUAUGAUAAAGUGAUUGUUUCUGCGAGAAGAAAACUAGAACCGAGAGAAAUUAAAUUGGGAAUAAAUGAGGAUGACUUGAAACAAACUCUGUACCAAUUAGAGGUCCUGUAUGCAGACAACGCGGAUAUUUUUCGACAAGUGUUCGAUGAAAAUGGUAAAAUUGAUGCGGUUAAGUUGUUUGAGAUCCUAGUAUUUCUGCUACCGAAAGUUGACAAAUAUUUAACUAGUUUUUCCGUGAGGAGUACCGAGUCGCUUAAGUUUGAGCUGAAGGAACUGUCAAAAGUUGCAGUAAAAUCGGACAACAUAUGUAAUGAACUGGCAUGUCUUCGAAGAAGUUUGCCCUUUCUAGAUAUGAAAUUCCAGGAACUGACUAACCAUGAUAAAACCGGUGAUCUCAUUAAUGAUUUUGGGAUCAGGAAUAAAAUAUUCAACACUCCUCCAAUCACUAUCAACUUCCAGGAAGAUGCCGAAAUUGGGACGGUGAAACGAAAUCGUAUUGCUCUUUUCGACGAUGAUCACAUUCAUAAUAUGAAUCUCAGAAUGCGUGUAUUGGCAACCAGCACUUGUCCAACUGUGCCUAGGACACCUCGUUCUGCGAAGAAACCAAAAGUCAUCCAACAAAGCCCAGGUAAUGUCUUCGCCGUUCCAAGACCUGCCCGGAAGGAAAAGAUGAAUCCACUUUCGAUGUUGAAAAAAAUCACAGCUCAAGGAGAAACAAAAUCAAAGUUAGCACAACCUGCUAACAGCACUAUGAACAUUUCCUCAUUGUCCAGUUUAGGAGAUAUUUCUCUUCGUCCUGAAUUCUCAUCCACGUUGCUUGGAACUCCCGAAAAGGUUACCCACAAUCGCCGCAGUAUUAACGCCAACGAAACACUAACAGUUGAAUCGACGCCCGUUCCAUCAACGCCCUCCUUGCCAUCACAGUCAUCUUCACGGUACAAAACAAUCUACAGUGAAGCUCAGGAGCCAACGACGAUCAAGUCGGUCAUGUCACCAGAUGCGCUAUUUUUAUUCAAUCAAAGUACCAAAGGUGGCAGACGGAGAAGCUCACUUCUCCAGCUUGACCAACUGCAAACAUCGCCGUCUGGAAAAUUGGAUCCGCUCGUGGCAAAAUCACUCGUCAGGACUAGUACUAGAAUUAAUGGAGCCAUUGGAGAGUUCGGCGAAGUGCCACGAAUACGAAUAUCACCCCUUAAUGAACUCGAUUCUGGUAUAUGUGAAGACAAUCGUACUAAAGGAGAUUUGUCUGUUAUAGAUCCCGAAGGGACAACACAAGAACAGAAUACGACAGAAAGCUUGGAACUGGAGGAGAAGCAGUCGUCGCUAGAUUUAUCGACAACUCUGGUUGCGCUUAACUUGAGUAAGCUAACGCUGAAUGGCGGCGUGAGCGACGACGACACAACGGAUACGAUAAAGCCGGCGGCUGUACCUGCGGAAACUCUCGAUGAAGAUCUCUUUAACGUAAGCGACGGUAUUCUAACAGAUUUUGAUUGAAAUUGUCAUAUAAUGAAAACGAAAACGCCAGUGAAAUAUUGAACUACUCUUACUAUUAGGAGCAAUCAUUUCAAUCAGGAUCAUGUAGUAUUCGAUACAAAAAGAUUGAUGACGGCAUUGAAUGCUGGUAGAAUUCGUAUUUUGUCUCCAGUGGCCUAUAGUUAUCGACUGUUUUAAGUAAACUUGUUGUUUAGCAACACGACUAUCUAGUUUUGAAUGAAUAGGAAUUAGAUGCAUAAUGAUAACAUUUUUAUAACAUUGACCAUCACCGAUAACCAGUACAACAACAUAUGAAAUAAAAUUUUACUUCUAUUUUCGUAGCAUUUGCAUCAAA
This is a messenger RNA of Toxorhynchites rutilus septentrionalis, 2730 nucleotides long. It is a transcript of the gene dgt6, whose product is annotated as augmin complex subunit dgt6. The coding region runs from base 156 to 2396 and encodes 746 amino acids. Gene Ontology annotation, cellular component: HAUS complex; mitotic spindle microtubule. Gene Ontology annotation, biological process: spindle assembly. Lineage: Eukaryota; Metazoa; Arthropoda; Insecta; Diptera; Culicidae. The transcript has 3 exons. Gene Ontology annotation, molecular function: microtubule binding. The record is from RefSeq and is a predicted model, not a curated record.